Messenger RNA from Octopus bimaculoides (California two-spot octopus), 4255 nucleotides. Its product is annotated as exportin-7. Gene Ontology annotation, cellular component: cytoplasm; nuclear pore. Gene Ontology annotation, molecular function: small GTPase binding; nuclear export signal receptor activity. Gene Ontology annotation, biological process: protein export from nucleus. The record is from RefSeq and is a predicted model, not a curated record. Lineage: Eukaryota; Metazoa; Mollusca; Cephalopoda; Octopoda; Octopodidae.
AGUAUCUCUCCCAGAGAAAUCAGCCAAUCAGCUUGCGCUUUAGCUUUACUCUCUAACGGUGCGUUCGUUAUGUUUGUGUGGGAAUACAAAAAUGGCGGAAGAACAGGAAUUACUACAACUGGAGAAUCUGUGCAAGCAGAUGUAUGAAACUGCUGACAGCAGUUUACGCAGUGAUGCUGAGAAGGCCCUUGUUGCUUUUGCCUCUUCCCCAGAUUGUCUUAGUAAAUGCCAACUUUUGUUAGAAAGAGGGAAUUCUCCCUAUGCACAACUCUUGGCAGCUUCAACUCUUACAAAAUUGGUCAGUCGUCCAAAUUUGACAUUACCAUUGGAACAAAGAAUAGACAUACGAAAUUAUGUACUAAAUUUUUUGGGUACUAGACCAAAAUUAGUUCAUUAUGUAUUACAGUCACUGGUCCAGCUUUUUGCACGUAUUACAAAACUGGGCUGGUUUGAUGUACAAAAAGAUGAGUGUGUAUUCCGAAAUGCAGUACAAGAUGUAGCAAAAUUCAUUCAGAGUAUGUCCACACAACAUGUCAUGAUAGGAGUCCAGUUGCUGUCCCAAUUAGUCUGUGAAAUGAAUCAAUUGAGUGAGGCGGAAGCCAGCAGAUCAAUCACCAAACAUCGUAAAACUGCCUCAUCUUUCCGAGACACCCAACUUUAUGAGAUUUUCCAGCUAGCAUGUUCAUUACUUCGAACAGCCGAAGGAAAUUUAAAAACUCUUGAUUUUUCUGAUGAUAGUCAGCAUGGUCUGUUGUCCCAUUCACUGCGAUUAGCACUCAACUGCUUAACAUUUGACUUCAUAGGAGCAUCCACAGAUGAAUCUUCAGACGACCUGUGCACUGUCCAAAUUCCAACAAGUUGGCGAUCAGUUUUUCUUGAUUUCAGUACGCUACAGUUAUUUUUUGAUUUGUAUGCAGGACUCCCAUCUUCAUUAUCUUCAAUGGCUCUCUCUUGUCUUGUGCAAGUGGCAUCAGUUCGGCGUUCAUUGUUCAAUAAUGAUGAAAGGGCCCAGUUUCUUAAUCAUCUUGUUGCUGGUGUACGACGCAUUUUAGAACAUCCACAGAGUUUGUCACAUCCUAAUAACUACCAUGAAUUUUGUCGGUUGCUUGCCCGCUUGAAAUCAAAUUAUCAGCUAGGGGAACUUGUAAAAGUAGAUAACUAUCCUGAAAUUAUAAAACUCAUUGCUGAAUUUACAGUAACUAGUUUACGUAUGUGGCAAUGCGCACCAAACAGCAUACAUUAUUUAUUGAGUUUGUGGCAGCGUAUGGUGGCUUCAGUUCCUUAUGUGAAAGCUUCAGAACCUCAUCUCUUAGAAACCUACACACCAGAAGUCACUAAAGCCUAUAUUACCUCAAGGAUGGAAUCUGUCCAUGUGGCCCUCACUGAGGGCCUUGAAGAUCCUUUAGAAGAUAAUGGGAUGGUAACUCAACAACUAGAUCAGCUAUCAACUAUAGGACGGUGUGAGUACGAGAAAACCUGUGCAUUACUGGUGCAGCUGUUUGAUGAAGCUGCUCAGCGGUACCAAGAACUGAUUUCAUCUGGCGGACAAAGUGUAGAAGUAGCAGUUCAACAAGGCCGUCUAACAUGGUUAGUGUAUAUAAUUGGUGCUGUUGUUGGUGGAAGGGUAUCGUUUGCCAGUACAGAUGAACAUGAUGCUAUGGAUGGAGAGCUUGUAUGUCGAGUACUGCAGUUGAUGAAUCUCACCGACUCUCGUUUACAACAGAGUGGUUGUGAAAAACUAGAACUUGCCAUCUUGAGUUUCUUUGAACAGUUUCGGAAGAUUUAUGUUGGUGAUCAAGUACAGAAAACUUCAAAGGUUUACCGAAGACUUUCUGAAGUUUUAAGGUUGAGCGACGAAUCAAUGGUAUUAAGUGUUUUUAUAGGAAAAAUCAUUACAAACUUGAAAUAUUGGGGUCGGAGUGAACAGAUUAUCACGAAAACACUUCUGUUAUUGAGUGAGUUAUCAGUUGGUUACAGUAGUGGCCGCAAACUAGUCAAAUUAGAAGCCGUACAACUCAUGCUCAAUAACCACACAAGUGACCACUUUCCAUUCCUGGGAGUGAACACAAACGGUAAUAUCAUGGCAGACAUGAGGUGCCGGACCACAUUCUACACGGCGCUUGGGAGGUUGCUGCUGGUAGACCUGGGUGAAGACGAGGAGAAGUUUGACCAGUUUAUGUUACCACUUACAUCUGCUUUUGAUGCAGUCGGAAACAUGCUUGCCAAUGCAAACACCCAAAAUAAAAUGGAAGAAGCUAAGAGGUCAUUAAUUGGUCUGGCUCGAGAUUUACGAGGUGUUGCGUUUGCCUUUAAUACCAAAACUAGUUAUAUGAUGAAUUUUGAUUGGAUCUAUCCUACUUACACACCAGUAUUACAUCGGGCAGUUGAACUGUGGUACCACGAUCCAUCUGUUACGACGCCUGUUUUAAAACUUAUGGCUGAGCUGGCUCAGAAUCGCUCACAGCGGUUACAGUUUGAUGUUUCUUCUCCAAAUGGCGUGUUAUUGUUUAGAGAAAUUAGCAAAAUUGUUGUUAGUUAUGGUGAACGAAUCCUUUCUAUUGGUGAUAUUCCCAAGGAUCAAUUGUACCCUAUGAAAUUAAAAGGAAUUUCCAUAUGUUUUUCAAUGUUGAAGGCAGCCCUGUGUGGAAACUAUGUAAAUUUUGGUGUGUUCAGGCUUUAUGGUGAUGAUGCCCUUGAUAACGCUUUAGCAAUGUUUGUCAAGUUGUUAUUAUCCAUACCACAGAAUGAUCUUUUGGAUUAUCCAAAACUCAGCCAAAACUAUUACGCAUUGCUAGAAUGCCUUGCUCAAGAUCACAUGAUGUUUAUCAGCAACUUGGAACCGCAAGUCUUUCUCUACAUUCUUUCAACAAUAUCUGAGGGACUAACUGCUUUAGACACUAUGGUGUGUACAGGCUGUUGUGCAAUACUUGACAAUAUUGUUACAUAUCUAUUUCGACGUCUAACUCGAAAGAAAAAGAAAAACCACCCAACCAGCAUACGAGACAGUGAAGCAUUCCUCAGAAUCCUUGAAGUCCAUCCAGAAAUUUUACAACAGAUGUUGUCCACCGUUCUAAAUAUUAUCAUGUUUGAAGACUGUCGUAAUCAGUGGUCCAUGUCCCGGCCUCUCCUGGGCCUCAUCUUGCUGAAUGAAGAUUAUUUCCAUAAACUGAAAGACAGCAUCAUUUCCAGCCAACCUGCAGACAAACAGCCAGCCAUGGCACAAUGUUUUGAGAACUUGAUGGAGGGAAUUGAACGAUCUUUACUUACCAAAAAUCGAGACAGAUUCUCCAUACAGUUGAAAUUGAUUCCUGCUCUGCCAUUAAAUAAUAAUGAAAGAUCCAUGGGAGUGUUGGAAGACGUGAUAACUGCAGUUUAUAUCCAACCUAGGUUUUAAAUGUGAAACUAAUUUCAAACUGACGUUUUUGUUUUGAAAUAAGACUUUGAUGUUUUUGCGGGGACAAAUCAGACUCACUCACUUCCCCCUUUUUCUGACACCUCAAAUCAAAUCUAUAUCAAAAUAAACGCAUCUGUCUUGAUAUCACACCCUCCUAUGUCCCCCUCGACCCUUUGUCUUUGCCCUUCCCUCUGUCCCUUGUCUUUCCUCAUUUCUCUCAAUCCAACCUGGCCCUUACAUCGAUGUCUACCAUCACAAAACCAGUGAAUAUGAUCUGUUUGUUCCAGAUUUAUAUUUUACAAACUAGAAAAGCUACCCACCUCUAUCGGUUGCUAAGUUACAGGGAUGUAAACGCACCAACACCAGUUGUCAAGCAGUGGUGGGAGACAAACAAAUAUAUACAUAGCUAUAUAUGACAGGCUUCUUUCAGUUUCCAUCUACCAAAUCCACUCAAGGCCUUGGUCAGCCUGAGGCUAUAGCAGAAGACACUUACCCAAGGUGUCACAUGGUGGGACUGAACCUGGAACCAUGUGGUUCUCUCUAUUCCUUUCUCUCUCACUCUUCCUCCUUCCCUACCUUCAUUUUUCGUUGCUGUCUUUUUAACAGUAAAACAUUGUUUACUCAUCACAGCAUGAUUAAAACAGCAUUUAUAAUAAUAAUAUUAAUAUUUAAUGAUGUUGAAAACAAACCCAAAAGACAGUGUGUGAGACAGGGAAAAUAUGGACGAUUCUCUUUUUGUUAUUUGACUAUUUAUUGUAUCUUCCCUGCUUUGCCUUGUUCAUUAUUAUUUGUUUUAAAUCUGAAAUUAUUGAAUGUAUUAAAGUAAAAAUCAUUUGUAAAAAUAUAUUAUUUUUAACUAAA